This is a messenger RNA of Eucalyptus grandis, 893 nucleotides long. RefSeq lists its product as uncharacterized. Bases 136 to 585 code for a protein of 149 amino acids. The transcript is spliced from 2 exons. Lineage: Eukaryota; Viridiplantae; Streptophyta; Magnoliopsida; Myrtales; Myrtaceae. The record is from RefSeq and is a predicted model, not a curated record.
GGAUGUUAACCUCUCGAGCGACGGCGGCGAGAUCUCUGCAAACGCUGAGAAGAAGUGCGCCUGAUCCGUUUCCCGCAGGACGGGCGCGAGAAGACAGCGAUCGAGGAGGGGCUUGGCUCGGGCCGAAGGAGAGACAUGUGGUCGAGCGUUCGCGGCGGAGCCUCGAGAGCCGCGGCGAGCGGCGGCGGCGGCGUCUUCGUGCGGUACUUCUCCCGGCAGCGAGCGGAGAACGUGAGGAAGAUAAACCCUAAGGUCCCGCCUCAGGAGGCCUACUCCAUCGCCCGCUCCCUCCACGACGUCAUCCGCCAACACGGUCCCCUCACCGUCCCCAGCACUUGGACUCGCGCCUUGGAAGCAGGCGUGAGCGGUUUGCAAAGCAAGACGCACAUGAAAUUGAUGCUCAAGUGGAUGAGGGGAAGGAAGAUGCUGAAGCUGUUCUGCAACCAGGUCGGUUCCAGCAAGAAGUUUCUUCUUUCUACCCUACCUGAAGAACCUCAAGACGAUCGAUCAACAAGUACGGCGGGGUUGAACCUGCAAACUGAGAAGCCCUCCUCGCACUCGAAGGGAAAAAGGAAAUCCCAAUAAACAUGUCAUUAGCUUGUGUGGACUAGGGAAAGCAUUCUCUUGGUAUUUGUCUUUACCUCUGGCUAUUUGCCUUCUUUUUCCAUAGGCGUCUUGAUUCUAAUUGGCUUCUGCAAUUUGAAAUGGAAAUGGAAUGAACCUGGGUGAGUUUUAGGCCAAUUGGGACUUCCUCUUCGCUUUUUCUGGGGCCAGCCAAAUAUAUAACUACUUAUUGUACCUCUUGCUCUUUGUCUUCGUUUGCCAGACAUCUAACUUCUCAUUGGCUUCUGCGAUUGAAAUGGAAUGGAAUAAUCCUGGCAAGUUUUAGGCCA